UGUGUCUCCUUCUCACUUUAUUCCUUUUUCGUACAAGAAAAAAAUAGCAAGACGCAGCAAUGUCUGGGACUGUGGCUGUCUUACAUCCAUCAAGACCGCGUUCCCCCUUCUCUCCAGACCCAUAACCCUACUCUCCCCUCUUCUCCUCCGCCAUCGAUGGAGACUGGAACUACUGGCCGGGAGUACGGCACCAGCAUCCACAUCACCGCCCUCGACGGCAUCGUGAACGUGAACUCCCUCUUCACCUUCGCCGUCUUCGUAGGCCUCGCCUGGAACCCCAAAGACCCCUCCUACAGCCUCGUCGAUUCCGCUGACACCGCCUGCGUCCCCUCCGACAAUAUCGCCGAAGACCUCAUCGCAUUCCAUGUCUACUCCUUCAGCUCCUUCCUCUUCUCCAGCCUCGUCGCCUUGUGCCUCAAGCAGGCUUUACGGAUCUCCGGGAGUUUCGACGCUCACCGGGUUCGCCUCCUCGAGCACGUCAAUAUCAACAAGACGGCCCUACGGGUGGGGUCUCUCGUCUCCGGCGCGGGUUCGGUCUGCGGGUGCCUCUUCCUCAUGCUGGCUCUGGUCAAUGUGGCUCAGAUCAAGUUGGGGACUCUUGCUUGUGGGAGUCCAUACACUUACGCGGCCGUGGUUCCGCUCGUGAUUCUCGUUCCCGUCGCGCUUCUUGUAUAUGUUUGUGUUGUUUUGCACGCCUUUACUCGCUAGCUUGGUUCCUUUUCUUUCUUUUUGAUAAAUUCCAAAGAUCGAUUUCUGGUUUGAAUUUUAUCACUGAUAAUCGUAUGUAUCUUUAUUAUUGGCUAUCGCACUGAUGAAAUGAUAAUGUCGAUGUUUUGUUCUAAUUAAAA
Malania oleifera is the source of this 848-nucleotide messenger RNA. RefSeq lists its product as uncharacterized. The transcript has a single exon. Lineage: Eukaryota; Viridiplantae; Streptophyta; Magnoliopsida; Santalales; Ximeniaceae. The record is from RefSeq and is a predicted model, not a curated record. The coding region runs from base 157 to 708 and encodes 183 amino acids.